Candidula unifasciata is the source of this 927-nucleotide messenger RNA. The record is from the annotation of a GenBank genome assembly. Lineage: Eukaryota; Metazoa; Mollusca; Gastropoda; Stylommatophora; Geomitridae.
AUGGGGGCAUUUGAGUUAUUCUUCAUCGCAUAUUUUAGGGUCUUUCUACCACUGGUUUUACUGACAGCCAUCAUGAUAAAGAUCAGUCUUGUUUCAUUUGUCUACCUGGUCUGCCUGCUUAUCAUUCCCUUGCUACCGACUCCAUCAAAGAGAACAAUGAAUGGAGUGACGGGGCUUUUUUUGAAAUGCUUCAUCGCCGUCAGCUUCCUGCCACUGUUAGGCCACCUGAUCUUCCAGCUAGUUACUUGGUUUUUAUUGGAGUCACAGGGGCGCUUUGCAAAUUUUACCAGCUGCACGGAAGAUGAAAAGCUGCUGCGCCAGAUUGGAUAUCAGAAUUUAAAAGGAGCCAGUCUGUAUAACAUCCUGCGCCUGACUGUGCCAGAUGUGUUAAUUUUCUUCAUGUCGAUUCUCACCAUGGUCCUAUCUACAAGAAUGAGGGACCUGCAGGUGAACACCUUGGUUACACCAGGGUCUCCUCUGCCUGGUGGGGAGCAGAGUAAGAAUAUCUAUCACCGCAUUCAGGUGCUCUUUGAGUACUUACAGAACCUGAUGUUGCUGGCUGCCGGAAUUAUUGCUCCUUCAGUCUAUUUUGUAGUGGUGCUGAUAUGCCUGACUAUGUGGGGAUGCUUCAAGUCCGUGGGUUCUCGUUAUCUGCUGUUGCAAGUUUUGCUGCUCCUGUAUACAGGCUGUCAUAUCUUGCUGCUGCACCUCUACCAGUUCCAGUUCUUCCAGGAGGCCAUGCCUCCUGCCAGUAUGCUGGCUCGACUUCUUGGUCUGCCAGGAAUUAUCCAGACCAAAUGUAAUGAGCUCAGUAAAAUACUCUUCUACCCAAACAUCAAGUGGUCUGCUGCUGUCAAUCCAGUGGUGCUCUUGUUCCUCUACUUGAUCGAAACCAUCAACAUAAACAUCUGGCUACACUGGGUGGAG